Cuscuta epithymum is the source of this 2239-nucleotide messenger RNA. The record is from the annotation of a GenBank genome assembly. NCBI's taxonomy places the organism in Eukaryota, Viridiplantae, Streptophyta, Magnoliopsida, Solanales, Convolvulaceae.
CUGCACCCUCCAUUUUUAGACUCUUCCACUCUCUUCCCACUUUUACUCCCUCUUUUAAUCUCCCACUACACUCAAUUAAGAGUCUAAAAAUUCCAUAUUUAAUUUUUUGACUCCUAAUGUGUAACCCCUACAAAUGGUCUAAUACGCAUGAGAACUGAGAAUUUUCGGGUUAUCAAGGUCCAAGAGCACAUCCUGGAGGCGGCGUUUGGAAAAGGAGAAGCAAGCGUAGGGCAACGGCUUUGUUGGCUUCACUUCGGUCAGUGGUUAAUUAAGCUUUUAUCUGUGAAUCAGCCUGUAUUUUGUUGCUCUUCUACUUCAUGAGAGACAAAAACUCAGCCAACACAACACAACCAUCUGGUGAAAAUGAUUUUGGCGGAGUAGGAGAUUUUGGAGAUGAAAAUGUAAAAAAUCUGUCAGAGGAUAAUGAUGCUUCCAAUAAACAGAUUAAGUGCUCAAUUGAUAGCCUCAAUGCAUUGCCAGAUUGCUUAGUUAUUCACAUCCUUUCUUUUCUGGAUUUGGAGGAAGCUGCAGUUACGAGUGUUUUGGGUAAAAGAUGGAGAUACCUUUGGGCAGAGUUGCCCAAGCUUGAAUUCUAUUUCUGGGGGAACAGUGAUGAGGGAACUAAGAAAAUAAGUGACUUUGUGGCUAGGGUUCAUAGGACCCUUGCUACUCGUAAGGGGAAGUAUCUGGAGAAGUUGACAGUUAGAUUCCCCUACCGCGAAUGUUUUUCAUCCGAUGUUGAUAACUGGGUUGAGUUUGCGUCAAAAAACAAGGUGAAAGAAAUUUAUUUUAACCUAAGCUCCACCGAAGAUCUCUAUACUCUUUGUGACAUGAUGUAUUCAUACCCUUCCUUGACAUCAUUGUCGUUGGGUGGAUGCAUUUUGAAUCCUGAAAGAAAAAUUGAGUGGCAGUCUUUGACUUCAUUAGAGAUUUCAAAUGUGGAUUUGCCUCAGCGUGUGGUGGAAAAAGUACUAUCCUGUUGUUCAGUUUUGAAUAGCUUGAAUCUGCGGGCUUGUUGGGGAUUUACUUGUUUGAAGAUAAACUCACCAAAUCUUUGUAAGCUUCGAGUGCAUGACUCUGAUGAAGAAGAAAGUGAAGAUUUCCUUGAGAUCUCAGCACCCUAUCUAAAAUCUUUGGUUCUUUCAUUGUAUCCUAUAGAAAGAAAGUUGAAGCUCACUAACCUUUCAUCUCUUGUUAGUGCUCAUUUUAGAUUCGCUGGAUACACUUGGGAUCCAAUGUAUGAGGAUGUCCUCGGUAAUACGAAAGAAAUCUUUGAAAACAUUCAACAUGUCAAGGAGCUUGAGCUUGGUCAUGAGCUCCUAGGGGCUAUAGCAGCAUUGGCGCUGGAUGCUAGUUGGCAGCUUCCCAGAUCUACACGAAAGAGUUUGAAAAUAAAUACGUUUAUUGAUGGUGAGGAUUAUGUUACUGCCAUUGUAAGUCUGCUUGAAUCUUCUCCUGAUCUGGUGGCGUUGGUCAUAGAUUGCGAUGAUCCAUCUGGGGUAAGCAGUGACAUGUAACCUUAAAUAAGUUCAGCGUUCUAACAAGUUUUAGCUAGCCAUUGAGCGAGUAACAUAUUGGGGCCGGGGACUGGAUUCUAAGCGGGGUCUUUGAAAAAAUAUAAGUGGCUAAUGGAAGUGCCUAUGCUGGGAAUUUUAGAGUAGAGGCUUCUACGCAUAAGCUAAAGAGAUAUCAUUUAACUACGGAGUGGAGGAUAGUUGGGAACCACCUGCAAGGGAUGAUUUAGGGUGUGACUUAUUGCACCUGAAGACGGUUGAGUUGAUUGGCUUGGCAGAUGCAGUUCUUGGCGGUGAACCAUUGCUUACAUUGGCACGAGUCAUUCUCAAGAGGGCAACAGCCUUAGAAAAGAUGUCAAUUUUGGCAACUACAGAAACUACAGAAGAAUUUGUCAAGAUAGGUCAAACCUUGCUCACUUACCCGAGAUCCUCACCAAACGCAGCCAUUGACUUCCUUUAGAUCAUUGCUUUUCUGUUUUGUUUUGAUAUUCUUCUGAUCUUAAUCAAAUGUCCAGCAUAGCGUAUAUAUAUUUAGACAUGAAAUUAUAUCAUGUCUUUCAUGCAUCACCUUGGAUGUGCUUCUUAGUAUAUGUGAACACUUGUUUUCUUUUUUUCUUUCUUUCCUUGGUAGAAACAUUAAUCUUGAAGUGCACACUUGCAUGUAAGUAAAUGUAACUCACAUUUAAAGAUCACUAUAAAGCUGGUUUCGAGUUUUUUUCCAGUUA